AACUGCCGAGCAAACCAAACCCCUAAACCCCGAGAAGGAAAAGAAAUGGCGGCGCCUCCCUCCCUCCGCCGCCUCCUCGCCCUCGGCCGCCACCGCCUCUUCUCCUCCACCACCACCACCGCCUCCGCCUCGCCGCCGCCCCAGCCUUCCGACAGCACCGCGACCCCGGAAUCCGUCCUCUACAACCUCAGCAGCCUCUCCAAGGACCCCUCCCUCGCGCUCGACUUUUUCCGCAGCUCCGCCGCCGCCGGCCACCCCGUCGGCUCCGCCGCAUACAACCUCAUGCUCCGCACCCUCGCCUCCCACCCGACCUCCGCCCAGUCCCACUUCUGGCCCUUCCUCCGCGACAUGCAGGACGCCGGCCAGUCCGUCGACGAGGGCACCUACCUCGCCGCCCUCGCCUCAUUCAAGAAGGCCAACCUCGCUGCAGACUACGCCUCCCUCACGGCGCACUAUACCAAGGCCCGGGACGAGGCCAAGGCCGGUAACCCCAUCUCCGCCGCCGCUGAGGCCGUCCGGGAGCACGAUGGCUCGGAGCUCGAUAAGAAGCUGGAGGGCAUCCACCUGCCGCUCACGGAGACCGCCGUGGCCAUGGUGCUCGGGAAGCUGAGGGACUAUCCGAUCAAGGCUCUUGGCUUCUUCAGGUGGGCUGGGCGUCAGAAGGGGUACACGCACGGAUCAGUGGCGUACAAUGCCAUGGCGAGGGCGCUCGGCCGGGAGGAGUCGGUGCGGGAGUUUUGGGAGUUGAUCCAGGAAAUGAAGGCCGGAGGGAUGCACGUGGAUAUCGACACUUAUGUGAAGCUGUCCAGGAACUUCCAGAAGCGGCACAUGCUCAGGGAGGCUGUGGAGCUCUAUGAGCUCAUGAUGGAUGGUCCUUUCAAGCCGUCGCAGAAGGAUGGGCCGCUGAUCAUCAGACGCAUCUCGCUGGGGCCAUCACCAGACCUUGAGCUUGUCAAUCGGGUUGUGAGGAAGUUUGAAACCGUGUGGGACUUCAAGACGAAGGAAUUGUUUGACGGGAUCCAUAGGGCGCUGACGACUAAUGGGAGGUUCUAUGAGGCUGCAGAGAUCGUGCAAAGGAUGAGAGCUGAAGGCCACCGGCCAGACAAUAUUACAUAUAGCCAAUUGUUGUUUGGGUUUUGCAAGGCCAACAAGUUGGAUGAUGCUCGCAAAGUGUUUGAUGAAAUGGAGGCUGAAGGGUGUGUCCCAGAUCUAAAGACAUGGACCAUGUUGAUCCAAGGGCACUGUGAGGCUGGGGAUGUGGACAAAGCUCUGCAGUUCUUGAUGGAGAUGAUUGAGAAGAACUUGGAGGCAGAUGCCAAUUUGCUGGAUGUGAUGGUGAAAGGUCUGUGUAGCCAUGACAAGAUUGAUGCUGCUUACACUUUGUUUGUUGAGAUGGUGGACAAGGGUCACUUGAAACCCUGGCGAGCCACUUACAAGCAUGUAAUUGGCGAGUUGCUGAGGGUUAAGAAACUUGAGGAGGCACUGGCCCUUCUGAGGUCGAUGAAAGCUCGCAAGUUCCCGCCUUUCGUGGACCCCUUCCCUUCUCACAUUGCCAAGUACGGAACAUUUGAAGAUGCAAGGGAGUUUCUCAAGGCCUUGGCAGCGAAUAACUGUCCGUCGCAUACUGCCUAUCUGCAUGUUUUCAAUUCGUUCUUUGCAGAGGGGAGAUAUUCUGAAGCUCAAGACUUACUGUACAAAUGCCCAAUCCAUAUCCGCAAGCAUCGUGAUAUCACCAAGCUGUUUGAACCAAUAAAAGUUGAGAGUACUUCUUAACUGGAGUGCAAGCAAGCGAUGGCUGAGUUGCUCACCUGGACGGAUUUCCUGAAUGGUGGUAAAAGUAUGUGAAAGAUUCUGCGUAAUAGAUAAUACAAGACUUGUUGGAUAUAUUGUAUCAGUGAAGUCCAGCCCUCCAGUUUUGACGGAGUUUGGCAGAAUGUUGACGAGAGAUUUGUAGAAAUGCACUCUAGUUGAUUGCGCUCCGAUGAAAUGCUAUCCUGGCCCACAUGUCAUUGACAUAGGUGGCUCCAUAUGUCAGUGAGAGAGGGGUAGCGUUUCAUCGAAGCACCAAUCAAUUUGAGUGUAUUUUAGCAAUUUUCCUGAUGUUGAUUGGUAACGGAAAGCAGUGAUGUACUCCAGUGGUUUCUCUUUGGAAGAUGCUGCUUCCCUCGUGCAUUAACAAUGUCUACAGAAUAUUGAUCGCGUGGGCAUCUUAACGUGCAUUUAUUCUGACUGAAACUUCAGGAAGCCAGAUUUCAAUAAACUGCGGGAAUACUUUAUUGUGUGGGCAUGAUGCCUAAAUUGCCAAUGUUAGUUAGACGUUUCGACCAGCAUUGGUACUCUUGGUGAAAAUCUUUUGCUGCUAGUGUUAUCAGCUUGUCACAAAUUUCAAUCAUACAUUAGGUAAAAAGGUUCAGAAUAGAGAACAUUCUUUGUUUGGCUAUCAAAUUUCACUAUUUUUACGGUCAUGAAAAACCACUAAGUUCUCGCAGGGCAGACCCUAUGAUAUGCUUGGGUAACUUGAUAUGUUUUUGUGUUC
This is a messenger RNA of Phragmites australis (common reed), 2536 nucleotides long. RefSeq names its product pentatricopeptide repeat-containing protein At3g48250, chloroplastic-like. Gene Ontology annotation, biological process: RNA splicing. Gene Ontology annotation, molecular function: protein binding. NCBI's taxonomy places the organism in Eukaryota, Viridiplantae, Streptophyta, Magnoliopsida, Poales, Poaceae. The coding region runs from base 46 to 1773 and encodes 575 amino acids. The record is from RefSeq and is a predicted model, not a curated record. The transcript is spliced from 2 exons.